AUGGCGUCAAACGGCUCGCAAGAGACCUUUUCGCCGUCCGAUGUUUUGGCGGCGGUCAGAACGAUGCGGACUGGGGAGAAGGAAACCAAGACGAAAGCCCAUGAAUAUCUGGAGAGGUUCCAGAAGUCGAAGGACUCAUGGGGUACGAUAAUGGGAAUACUUCAAUCCACUGCAGAACCCGAGGCGACCUUGUUUGCCGCUAUCACUCUCCGCGGAAAGAUCACAUACGAUCUCACUACCCAAGUAUUGCCGAGCGAGCUCCCAGCCCUGAGAAGCCAAAUUCUUCUGUUGCUGAAGCACUUCGCCCCCGGUCCGAAGCCCAUUCGUGUCCAGCUCUGCGUUUGUCUGGCCAUCCUCGCGAUACAAAUGAAGGAUUGGAUUGAUGUGCUCCCCUCCGUGGUCCAGUCCCUUGGUGACAGCCCAGAGAGCCAUGCUUGUAUCCUAGACUUCUUGCGAGUGUUACCUGAGGAAGUGACCGAAGGUCGAAAAAUUACCCUGUCUGAAGAAGAACUUGCAGCACGGACACAGGUCUUAUUGGGAGACAACACAGAUCAGGUGGUACAACUCCUUAUAAGCUAUUCUCAAUCGUCAGAUGCCGCAUCCCGCAACCCUCAGCUGAUGGAAUGCAUCACUUCCUGGUUGAGAGAAGUUCCCAUUAUGAGUAUUAUCAACUCACCCCUUUUGGAGCAUAUUUUUACUGGUGUAUCGAGUGAUGAGUGCGGUGCGGAGGCCGCCGAGUGCCUUUGCACUAUGCUUCGAGAAACCCGGGAUAUUGAUGAAAGUCAGGAUGCUGUCCAUGCACUAUAUCCCCGCGUGGUCGCACUCAAGUCGCAGAUCGCAAAGGCUGCCGAGGAAGAGGACACGGACAAAUUGAAGGCAUUGACAAAAGUAUUCUCAACAGCUGCCAUUAGCUGGGUGGUCGCCAUUGCCCGGGAGCCUUCUCACUUCAGACCACUCGUUGAAGCUGUGCUCGAAUGCGCUGCUCGAGAUACGGACCGAGACGUUAUCGAGCAUACUUUUGAUUUCUGGUACGAACUCAAGCAAUAUUUGGUACUAGAGCGAUACAUUCAGGGCAGACUGGAACUCGUGGAUAUCUACUCCAAGCUAGUGGACAUAUUGCUGAAGCACUUGGAGUAUCCCCGACCCGAGUCUGGAAACGAAAGCGAUCUCUUUGACGGAGACCGUGAGCAGGAAGAGAAGUUUCGCGAGUUCCGUCACCGAAUGGGGGACACUCUCAAGGACUCUUGCGAUGUCAUGGGAGUGACUGAGUGCCUUACCAAGGUUCUCCAGGCCAUCCAAUUGUGGACUCAGAAGUAUGCUGGACAGGUCAACGGACCCAAUGUUCCGCAUUGGCAAGAGCUUGAAGCGCCUCUUUUUGCAAUGAGGGCUCUGGGGCGCAUGGUUCAUAAGGAUGAAAGCAUUGUGCUGCCGCAGCUCAUGCCGCUGUUGGUUCAAAUUCCCAGCCACGAAAAGCUUCGCUUCGCAACCAUCAUGGUUUUGGGACGAUACACUGAAUGGACUGCGGCGCAUCCCGAAUACCUGGAACCGCAGUUUAAUUACAUUGUCGAGUCUUUCCAGACUGAUUCCAAAGAAAUUUUGAGGGCCGCCGCCCUGUCUCUGAAAUUUUUCUGCACAGACUGCAGAGACCUCCUUAGCGGACAAGUGUUGCAACUCCAGACAUUCUACGACCAGAUUUUGGACAAGCUGCCGGAUCUGAGCAAGGAGGAGAUAACUGAAGGUGUAGCCAAUGUGGUUGCUGUUCAGCCAGUUGCUGAAACAUACAGGCUGUUGAAGACGUGCUGCGAUCCUCUCGUGCAAAGACUAAUGGCCAAAGCCAACAAUGCCACCAAUGAAGAAGGCAAACUGGCCCUGGCCGAUCACCUUCAACUUAUUACCAUAUUUGUGCAGAAUGUCAUUCCGUACGUGACUCCCGGAGAGGAGAACCCGGCAGUUAAGUAUUGGCAAGAGGUAUUCCCCAUUCUGUCUACUGUGUUGGACAACUUCCUGGAUUUCAGUCCCAUCUGCGAGCGAAUCUGCCGGUGCUGGCGAAAUAUGGUUACGUCGUACCGGACUGCCAUGGCGCCGCUACUCCCGGAAAUGGCCAACAAGCUCGCAAGUAGCUUCAACACAUCUCGCGAAGGGUGCUUCCUGUGGGUCACGUCUGCUAUCCUGAGGGAGUUUUCCGAGGACCGAGAGCACUUGGAUCAGGCUACUACCGAGAACAUUUACACCUUCUUCGAGGCCCAAACCACAGCUUUCCUUAGAGUGAUGGCAGAUUUACAGCCCAAGGAUCUUCCCGACGUCAUUGACGACUUCUUCCGGCUCUUAAUUGACGCUCUUUUGUACUAUCCUCAAAAGCUGAUUCCGUCGUCGCUGCUGGCGCCCAUCUUCCAAGCCUCGGUCUAUGCGCUUACUUUGGAGCAGCGAGACCCGCUCUCGUCGACUUUGCACUUCUUGCGUGACUUGCUGUCGUAUGGUGGCGACAAUCCAGCGAGCAGUGAGGGUCUUCCGGAGGCGCAGGCCGCUGAGAUUCGCGGAAUAAUCAAAAAUCUGCUGAUGGGCCACGGUGCUGAUCUGGUCAAGCAAACCAUGGCGGGCAUGAUGAUUACCUUCCCUGGCGACUGUUUUGCAGAUGGAAGCGGAGUUAUCCUGGCGUUGUUUGAGAUUAUGCCUGCGCAGACAACGGAGUGGGUUGCGCACACGAUUGAGCUUCUACCUCAGGGAAGCAUAUCCGCACCCGAAGCUCAGCGGUUCGUUACCAAGGUUAAGGAGAAGCUGUCAUCCGGCGACGUGAGCGGUCUUCGGCAUGUUCGCACCUUGCUACAGGACUUUACGACGAAUUAUCGCCGCAGGAAUGUCGCACCUAGAGAUGGCCUUGGCCAGCUGGAGGCUGCGAGGUUUCAGUUCUCGGGCUGA
This is a messenger RNA of Pochonia chlamydosporia 170, 2916 nucleotides long. Its product is annotated as mRNA transport regulator. Gene Ontology annotation, molecular function: small GTPase binding. Gene Ontology annotation, cellular component: nuclear membrane; cytoplasm. The transcript has 6 exons. Lineage: Eukaryota; Fungi; Ascomycota; Sordariomycetes; Hypocreales; Clavicipitaceae. Gene Ontology annotation, biological process: protein import into nucleus. The record is from RefSeq and is a predicted model, not a curated record. The coding region runs from base 1 to 2916 and encodes 971 amino acids.